GGGGUCCGAGAGUCCCCAAAGUGUAAUUAAUCUAUUACAGCCUUCUAUUGAUCAAUUUAAUGUUUCUUAAUCUGUCAUCCCAUAACUGUAUGAGUGAGUGUAUGUUUGGAUCACAAGCUUCACCAUACCCACUUAAUAGACUUAAUUAACAUUAGGCGAUUAAUUCAUUAUUAAUUCAUUAAAACUUGUCUUAACUAAUUGUUUAUGGCCUGUUAAAGCGAAGUAAAGUAUUUUGUAUUUUCUUUCCAGCUUCUCAAUUGUGAUCCAAUGCUGAUUUUUCUUAUAUAUCGUUAUAUAACACUGAAUUACCAAACUGUGUUCGACUUUUGGAAUUGUAUUGAUUUGAUAAAGGAAGAAUAAUCUGCAGAUUAUGGAUAUCAUAAUAUUCAUAGCUGGUUGGUUUGUUAAAUGUCAGAAUGCUUAUUUUAGCCCCGGAAAUAAUGGCAAAACCCUUUAUAAAAGUAGUUUUACGAUUAAGGUAAUAAUACAACACAACCAGAAAAACUCCAUACAAUAUUAACAUUUGAGAAACUGGAAUUAGCAACUUUAGGGCAUUUUAGUUUGGAAAUGGUUUAAACUAUGAACUGAUUAUCACAAUAGAAAAGUUGUUCUGCCAGUUGAUUGAGCCUCUGGUUGUUUCCGCUCCAGUUGAGGUGCAUUCAACAUCAAUCUCUUCUCCUUUUGAGGCGGUUUGGACAAAGCCUGCGCUGGAGGUGGAACACCUGCUCUUGUUUCUGAAGAGGAUCGAACUUCUAGUCUACAUUUUAAUUGUGCAAAUAUUCUGAGAACCAGCAGCAGCUACAAAAGUAGACCCGAAAAGCUAGUUGUUUUCGGUGGGACAUUUCUGUCUGCCUUUUAAGCAACAUGUUCUCCUGUGAAACAAUUUCACCCCGAAGGGGUAUUUGCAGUGCAGUUCAUAUUACUUAAGGUUAAUUGCCUUCAUGACCAGCUCUGUGAUGCUCACUGACGGCUCACUGUCUGCAUUUUGGGAUUCACCAAUCUGACUCUUCCAGUCUUGAUACCGAAAUGAUGCCAGUGUUUGAUUAAUAAGCUCCUUUUAUAUGUAAUGCGACAGUAGGCUUGACUAAAGAAACAGCUUUCUUAACUGUUAGUCAAAAUAUAAGAAAUAAAUGCGCAUAUACAAAUUAACUAAAUUGUUACUUAUUAAAAUAAUAAAUUGUACACCAGCAGCGUAGUAAAAAAACUACCAGGAUUUGAAAUUCAAUUUUAACUCUUUUUUUAAAUGCCGCAAUAUUCCAGUAUAUAAUGUACGUGUUAUAACUAUUUUAUUUGUUUCAUCUUAACUGAUUGACAAUCAGGACACAAUGAUCUACUCUGUGUGCAUGUGUAGGUACAAGUUAUGGGUGCUUUGUUAUUUAACUCUGAACAACUCCAGGUAGGUCAUUUGCAGCCGCUGGCUGGCACUGCAUGUCAUGGCGAUAGAGGAAGUUUGGUUACUCUGGAAAAGAAGAAGUCAGAGUGACCGUAAAGAGGUGUUGUUUUGGCAGCAUCCCUCGAGGUCAUUUUAAUGUUGUCAGCUGAGCCAAAAGCUUCCUGGUAAACACAGCGCUGCAAACGCAUUCCAGAGCAGGGCAACCUCAAGCGAGGCGUUUCUGCAGGAAGCCCCCACACAUCGCUCCCAAGGGCUCCAGGUUGCGCUCGUGACGCUUUUGGCACUCCAGCCUGAUUUUGUCAUAUUUACAGCAUCUGACUCUGCGGUCCUUCCUACCUCCUCCCGAGUCUCGCAAGCGUUCAGGUUGAAAGUUGAAUAGGUUUAUAUUUGACUUUGUGGAUAUGUGGUGAAUUCCCUUUUUUUGAGGAAUUUUACUCAGUCUUGAGUACAUUUGGCUGACAAACUCCAAAGACGGACAGAAAAAAAUAGUUUUUUUUGUCGGGGCUAGUUGACGGGCUUCGGUUGUAGGCCUGUGUAGGCCCCCACCUCCCGAGUUGAUUAUGUUGGACCUGCAACAUGUGAAAACACAAUCAGCCGGGACUGGCAGCUCACACGGAUACUCUAGUGAUGCCAUAACAAGCCCUAUGGCUGGACUCGGGUACUGAACAGACCAAGGAAAUCCUCAUGUCCAAAUUAAUCAGAACGUGAACUCUUCCACACAAACGAAUAUCGGGCGUACCCGGGAGGGCCCGGAGCUUUCCGUUAAGCCAUCUGAAUUCUUUUAUUUCAUCCACGGCCGUGCAUGGUGCAAACGAUGCCCCAUAACUACGCCCGCUGUUCUUGAGAAAGAGACUGAGGAGGAGGAGGAGACCGGGUAGGAAAUGACAGAAUGCCUGACAGAAUACAAAGCGCUGGUGACUCCGUCCACGCGCAACGGCCACCGCGUCUUCAGCUACACGCUCGAGAGCCACACGGCGGCUGCCUUCGCCAUCAUGAACGAGCUGCGUCUGGAGCGGCAGCUGUGCGACGUCAGGCUGCGCGUGCGCUACAAGGACCUGGAGGCGGUGGACUUUGUGGCCCACAAGGUGGUGCUGGCCUCCUCGUCCCCGGUCUUCAGGGCCAUGUUCACCAACGGACUGAGGGAGUGCGGUAUGGAGCUGGUGCCCAUCGAGGGGAUCCACCCCAGGGUUAUGGACCGACUGAUCGAGUUCGCCUACACGGCCAGCAUCUCUGUUGGGGAGAAGUGUGUGAUCCAUGUGAUGAACGGCGCCGUCAUGUACCAGAUAGACAGCGUGGUCAAGGCCUGCUGCGAUUUCCUCGUCCAGCAGCUCGACCCCAGCAACGCCAUCGGCAUCGCCAACUUUGCUGAGCAGAUUUCCUGCAUGGAGCUCCACCAGAGGGCCCGCGAAUACAUCUACAUGAACUUCAGCCAGGUGGCAACCCAGGAGGAGUUCUUCAACUUGUCCCACUGCCAGCUGGUCACCCUCAUCAGCCGAGACGAACUCAAUGUGCGCUGCGAGUCCGAAGUCUUCCAGGCAUGCGUGGCAUGGGUGCGCUACGACCGGGAAAACCGGCGGCCGUACGUCCAGGCGCUACUUCAGGCUGUCCGCUGCCACUCCCUCACCCCCAACUUCCUGCAGGCCCAGCUCCAGUCUCUGGACUGGGAUCCCCAGUGUAAAGACUACCUGGCCCAGAUCUUCCAGGACCUCACCCUCCACAAGCCCAACAAAGCCAUCUCUUGGAGAACACCCAAGGUGCCGCAGCUCAUCUACACAGCCGGAGGUUAUUUCCGUCAGUCUCUCAGCUACCUGGAGGCGUACAACCCCUGCACGGGAGCCUGGCUGCGACUGGCUGACUUGCAGGUACCUCGCAGUGGCCUCGCAGCCUGUGUGAUCAGUGGGCUUUUCUACGCUGUGGGCGGAAGGAACAACGCGCCCGAUGGCAACAUGGACUCGAAUGCAUUGGACUGCUUCAAUCCUAUGAACAACUGCUGGCUGCCAUGUGCACCCAUGAGCGUACCGAGGAACAGAAUCGGAGUUGGUGUCAUCGAUUGCAUGAUAUAUGCAGUUGGUGGAUCGCAUGGGUGCAUUCAUCACAAUAGCGUUGAAAGGUAUGAUCCAGAAAGGGACCAGUGGCAGCUGGUCGCCCCCAUGUUGACGCAGCGCAUUGGUGUCGGUGUAGCUGUCAUCACCCGGCUGCUCUAUGCCGUGGGGGGGUUCGACGGGAACAACCGGCUCCGCUCCUGUGAGUGCUACAACCCUGAGAAGGACGAGUGGAACCCCAUGGCCCCCAUGAACACCGUGCGCUCGGGAGCUGGUAUUUGCUCUCUGGGGAAUCUCAUCUUUGUGAUGGGCGGCUACGAUGGGACCAACCAGCUGAACACAGUGGAGCGCUAUGAUGUGGAAACUGAUACAUGGAGCUUUUCUGCCGCCAUGAGGCACCGGCGCAGUGCUCUGGGUGUAACUGCAUUACAUGGACGCAUCUAUGUAAUGGGAGGUUACGAUGGCGACACUUUCCUGGACAGCGUGGAGUGCUAUGACCCCGAGAAGGACACCUGGUCGGAGGUGACGCACAUGAUGUCGGGGAGGAGCGGCGUCGGCGUGGCCGUUACCAUGGAGCCGUGCCAGAAGGAGCUUCCACCGUCUCAGAAGUCCGAGCGGGAGAGCGGCGCGUCGUCACCAGGAUAUCAGUCGGCCAGCUCCAGUUUCAGCACGUACAGCGGCCAUCGGCAGGACGGGCCCUUCGGCAAAGGAGCAUGAAGCUCACGGCGCGACUCUGUCUCACUCAGACGGGACGGGCGAGCGCCCCUAAACUCCCCUCUGUCUUCCCAAAUAUAAAGAAAGACCCUCACAACAAAUUAGAGACUGAGGGGAAAUGCCACAUGCUGCCUCACCGGUUCUGGGAAAAGCAAAAAGAUUACAAACUAAAUGAGUAACACUUUAUUUUAAAAGUGCUGUUAAAGAAUAGAUUAUUUUAGUGUCUCCAUUGGACUAUCUGUAUGACCCCAGAUCCUACAGUCCACUUUUCUACACUGGUAAAUUUAUUAAUUUGUUUGGGAAACUGUGUUCUGCCAAAUUUAAGAGACCUCAGUCCGUCUGUGUGCUCAGAUCUUACAUUUUAAGCCUCCAGUCGGACCUUCAUCUCCCAGGUUUAAGCCAUGGGAGGAAAGGGCUGCUUAAACGUCCGUUUACUGGCUCAAAGAGCCGUGGGGGCUCUCUACUCUUCAAUCAAAGGUUAAAUCUGAGGGGAGAAAAACGGAAAAGGAAAAAUGAUUCCAUUAUAUAUAAAAGAGACACAAAAAGCAGCAUUUGUGACAGCAUAGGCCGUAGAGUUCAAAGUGCCAUUCCACUGCCUGUGGGCAUUACUGUAAUCAGUAUAUUGAGUUGAGGUGCUUUGAUGGAAAGGCUCAGAACCACUUGGUGGUGUGUCGACAUGGGUUAAGUUAACCCCGGGCCGCCACAAGAGGAACCGUUAUACAUGAAAAUGAGCCACACUUUCUUUCUUUUUUAUCCUCAUCCUUCACUGUUGCUGUGUUGUUUUCUUGAAUGUGUCCCAACUCAGAUUCAGCAACAUCUCUGAACCGCACAAACUGGUUAAUUUCAGCCCGAUGAUUGCCAUCUGUUAUGCAUUUAUUGAUGAUAAUAGUUAAACAAAUUCAUGAGUACUCGCUGACACCUUACAGUUAAAAACAAGCAGCAGUGUAUCAUAAAAUCAACCAGUAAUAUACAAUAAUAUGUUAAUAUAAAAACAAGGUAUGAACUCCUCAUCAAUGCACAAGUCAAUGUGUUUGCAGCCAUUGGAGAAAUGUGCCAAUAAAAUCUUGAAAGGAAAUCUCAUGACGGAGAUCGCACUAAUCUGUUGACCACAUUUAUUUAUUUGUAUUAUCUUAUUUCAGCAAUACAUUUAAUCUCCAAAUUAAUUCUGAUUUUAAGUCAUAAUUCUUCAGACAAAUGUUUUUCCUGGUCAAGAAAGGCAACGUAGCCGGAGGACGGGCCUCUACCGCCCCCGGAAUGGUGUUUAUACCAAAGAAAAUGGAUGAUUUACCACACAUUCUUUAAAAUCUCUUAUACGUCAAAUGUUUUUCUUGAAUCUGUUCACACGAGUGAUUCUUGCAUGAGGCCCAAAGUCUCAAAUUCAAGUGCUUGUAGAGGAGAAGUAGGACCUUUUUAAAAUAGCUGCAUAGAAACGUAUGUUCUUCCACAAAUAUCCACUGCUCGAUUCAUAAGAUAGGAUUUAUUUAUUUUUUCCUUGGAAGAGGUGUGCUUCUUGUAAGGGUGUCAAGGAGUCUGGUCCAGUAUAAUCGGGUGUAUGAAGUGCCAAGAGAACGAAGGAUUCAGAGGAGACAGAAUUCUGCAGCAAGUAAAAACUCUUUAAAAAAAAUUUAAAAACCACAGAAUUGAGACCCUACCUUACAGCUGACCUUUUGGCCUUUGCUUCCACCAGACCUCAGAGCAGAAGUGACGAUGUUUGUGCGUUGCAAUGUAUUGUUCAGACAUUGUACAACAACAACAAAGACUUGCUUCAAGAAGUGUUUUUGUAACAGCAAUUUAAGCUAAAAAGGUUUUUCAGUGACGUUUUGUCCAUUGAUAUUCUCAGAAGUCUCGUACAGAAUCUCGGAGCUCACUUUUUUUAUUUAUUUGUUCAGGUUCCUUUUUGGUUUUUUUCUCGUUCCUCUAAACUGACAUCAGCUUUGUACUGAAUUGGACUCUGGUGUUGUGUUUUUCAAUAACUAGCAUGCCUUGUAACUAAGUAGAAAUGCCUGUUAAUGCUAAUUUUGGAUGUUUGUAAAAAGAAAAUGCUUUACUUCUAAAGGGAAUUUUUUGUUCUGUCCGGCAGUAGUUGGAAUGGUAAUUAGAAUAUUUAAGGUCUGCUUUGUACUUUCUUUCUUUUUUCAGCAAAAAUACCCUGUACAGUAAUACAUUGUAAAGUAAAAUAUAUGUUUGUGGUA
Molecule: messenger RNA, 6341 nt
Organism: Pseudoliparis swirei
Lineage: Eukaryota; Metazoa; Chordata; Actinopteri; Perciformes; Liparidae
Gene: keap1b
Product: kelch-like ECH-associated protein 1b
Exons: 7
Coding region: 2275-4152 (625 amino acids)
Molecular function (GO): protein binding
Source: RefSeq, a predicted model, not a curated record